AUGGCUGGUCCCAGGAUCGCCUGCAUUGGAGUCAUUGGGAAAACAGAUAAUCCUCUCCACAUCUCUCUGUUCCCUCCAUACACAGAUGCGAGAAUCGAAUUCUCCUUCUUGCUGAACUCAUGUCUUGACAUUUUCGAGAUUCGGCGCAAGCAAACCUCCGUCGACCAAGACCUCGGGCUGCUGCAUGCGAUUGACGAAAGGCUGGCCGCCUACGGCUGGCUCACGACAACCGGGGUCAAGCUUUUGAUCAUCGUGGAUCUCUUUGGCCAGGAAGCCACCUCUGCUAGCAAGCCAGCAGGACCUGCAGUCAGCGGCCUGAGAGAUUCUGACCUAAAGCCUGCAUUCCGGGCAUUACAGAGCGCGUACAUCCAACUGCUGCAAAAUCCUUUCUAUUCCCCUGACGACCAUGUGCCCACACCUGGAGCGAGUGCAGGCGCAGCCUCCGCUUGCCAACCAAUCUCGAAUCCGAAGUUCAUAGCAGAUGUUGAACGUAUCGGUGAAUCAUGGACUCCGGGAACCACGUUGUAG
Penicillium canariense is the source of this 528-nucleotide messenger RNA. RefSeq lists its product as uncharacterized. Gene Ontology annotation, biological process: endoplasmic reticulum to Golgi vesicle-mediated transport. Bases 1 to 528 code for a protein of 175 amino acids. Lineage: Eukaryota; Fungi; Ascomycota; Eurotiomycetes; Eurotiales; Aspergillaceae. The transcript is spliced from 3 exons. The record is from RefSeq and is a predicted model, not a curated record. Gene Ontology annotation, cellular component: cytoplasm; TRAPP complex; nucleus.